GUCGUUAAUCGAUCGUCGGAGUGUGAGAGAGGAGUCGGACAUUUUGGCAUCGAGCGAGUAAAACUUUAUUUUAACCUUAAACUUUAUCUCAUGAUGUCAGGUUUAAACUCAGGUUCGGUUAUUCUGUGAAAAUACCAACAGAAUCAGACUUUUAUCACCAUUAAAGUGUCGGAUCAUCUGACCUUGAGAACACAGACAUGCCCGCUGUGACUGUGUCACUCUGCUCCACGUUGCUGUUUGUAGGAGUCUUCCUGUUUGUCUCUGCAGAUCAGACAAACAUCACAGCUGAGUCUGGACAGGACGUCACUCUGACAUGUCGAGCUCCAAACAACAACAUUGCAAAGUGGAGCAGAGCUGACCUGGAGCCAGAAUAUGUCUUUUUGUACCGGGAUGGGCGUUUUGAUCCAGCCAACCAGCAUCCAUCUUUUAAGAACCGGGUGGAUCUGCAGGACAGACAGAUGAAGGAUGGAGACGUGUCUUUGAUUCUGAAGAAUGUAACUACUACUGAUUAUGGAACUUACGGGUGCGGUCUUUUCAUUGAAGAAACACGCUCAUGGGAUCACCGCACAAUCCACCUUCAUGUUGUUCCUACAGGUCAGCCAAGAGGACAGAGAGGAUCGAGGGAACACAGAUGCAGUGAAAAAGGAUGGAUCUGACGGACUGAUUGUUGGUUUGUCCGUUUGUGCUGUGCUUCUUGUUGCUGCUGUUUUUGUUUUUCUGAUCUACAGAAAACAGUCUUGAGAUUCAAAUGAGCGUCCUGCUGAGAUUGCAAUACCUCUUCAAACUUAAGAUCAUCUCUCAUGAAAAUAAGAUUGUAUUAUAUUGUUGUGGUGGGAUGUGCUCAGGUGGGCCAUGGCAGGGGAGGCAGAUGCACCUGAGCGGCUUACAGUCUGAAUUGUCUGUGUUGUUGUUGUUGGGGAAGUAUUCAGCUGUAAGCUGGAAAACUAAAGCUCUGUGUUUGUGUGAAAAGUGACAGCAACCAAGAGUAAUGAAUGAAUGCUGAAAAGCAUUAAUUCGUCGACAGGUCAGCCAAGGGAUGAGCUGGCCCAAAUUAUGGGCAUGUUGAGGGAGCAGGACGAGACUGAGUGCCACACUCAGACAAUCGAGCGGCUGGCAGCUCAGAUCGGUUCCUGGCCGGUGCUGCCACCUGCAACCCUUGACCGCAGAGGGAGUUGCAGAAGGCAGAGUGGCAAGAAGAAAGCCAUUGUUAAAAGAAAACCAUAAGAAGUCCCGUUUGCAGUUUGCCACAAGCCAUGUGGGGGACACAGCAAACAUGUGGAAGAAGGUGC
Molecule: messenger RNA, 1289 nt
Organism: Oreochromis niloticus (Nile tilapia)
Lineage: Eukaryota; Metazoa; Chordata; Actinopteri; Cichliformes; Cichlidae
Product: butyrophilin-like protein 3
Exons: 3
Coding region: 198-656 (152 amino acids)
Biological process (GO): regulation of cytokine production; T cell receptor signaling pathway
Cellular component (GO): external side of plasma membrane
Molecular function (GO): signaling receptor binding
Source: RefSeq, a predicted model, not a curated record